Molecule: messenger RNA, 4049 nt
Organism: Hippocampus zosterae (dwarf seahorse)
Lineage: Eukaryota; Metazoa; Chordata; Actinopteri; Syngnathiformes; Syngnathidae
Gene: cdkl1
Product: cyclin-dependent kinase-like 1 (CDC2-related kinase)
Exons: 10
Coding region: 945-2303 (452 amino acids)
Biological process (GO): protein phosphorylation
Cellular component (GO): nucleus
Molecular function (GO): ATP binding; cyclin-dependent protein serine/threonine kinase activity
Source: RefSeq, a predicted model, not a curated record
UUUGGGUUACGAAAUUAAAAUAAGAAAACGGCGCAAACUACAUUUACAUUGAUCAAACUACAACGAACUGCAGUUAUAGUAAAAAUGGCAUUCCAAUCUUAAAAAAUAUAUGACAAUUGUAGGUGUUUGUGCUCUUUUUUUUAAAUAAAGUAAUCACCAUCAUCAUGCUUUUUUUCUGCAUGUGUCUCGAGCGUUGAUGAGGCAGACAUGUGGGUAUUUGUUUCCGUUAAUUCCCCCGUUUAGGGAGCCACUCUUCUGCCGACGCCCCCACCCGAGCAUCGCUAAUUGGUCUCGGUGUGACGUGACCUUUUGCACUAAGCACAAAUCAUCCUCCUCCAAACAGGAAGGCCCCGCUACCAAGACAUCAAAGGUACAACCUCGUCAUUUAUUUUUAUUUGUUGUCUUGUCUCUUAACUGCUUUUAAAUGUUUAAGUUGUUCCAGCUUUUAUGCGGACGAAUCCACCGAGUUAUUUUCUUUCUUUUUCGCCGCCCCGGCUGUUGUUAUGGCGACUGGUUGGUCGACCAGGAAGCUGUGUCAAGUCGGACGUGUUAUGGGCGGUGUGUCACACCUUCAAAAUAAGAGAUAUGCUUGUCUACCGCACGUAGGCGUAAGUUUACGUGACUCAAUGUGCCCUCGGUCCCCUGGACAGUCAAAUUUGACACAUAAUAAAUGUGUGGGAUUUAAAUCUCACUCUUGGUGACAUUAGUACUAUAACAUCUUUGCUAACAACAACAAAACUAAUGCAUCUAUCUAGUCAUCAGUGUCACUUUAGUACCGUGGUAGUACUGUCAUACUCCUUAGUCACCUUCAUUUGAAACACGGUUAAAAAAACAUCUAUUUGUCGGUCACUUUAGUAUUCAAACAUAGUGAAAGCACAUAGUCUCCUUUACAUUCAUCGUCAUUUGACACAUUGUAAAGAAUCGCACUGUAGUUGUGUCAAUUGAUGCAUUGUAUGUGUAAUAGCAGUGCGAUUUAUUGUGAAGGUUUAGGUGGAUUGGGCACUUGUGCGCGGUUGCGUGCAUGUGUGAUGUUAGGGAGUUUUUUGGGAGGGUUUUUCUCUCCACACAUCACAUCUGAGCCUCGGAGAGGAGGAAGCCUCUUGAGGUUCUCUCCAACAAAACAUCUCAGGAGAUUUUUAUUUUUCUUCAGCACCCCCAAAAGGAAUUUGGGGGUUUUCUUUUUUUUUUUUUUUUUUUUUUGUUUCGCGGAUGCUUUGCAUCAAAGGAUGGACAAGUACGAGAAGAUGGGAAAGAUCGGCGAGGGUUCGUACGGCGUGGUCUUCAAAUGUCGCAACAGAGACUCGGGGCAGAUCGUGGCCAUCAAGAAGUUUGUGGAAUCGGAGGACGACCCCACCAUCAGGAAGAUCGCGCUCAGGGAAAUCAGGAUGCUCAAGCAACUGAAACACAGCAACCUGGUGAAUCUGAUCGAGGUGUUUCGCCGCAAGAGGAAGCUUCACUUGGUCUUCGAAUACUGUGACCACACGGUGCUCCAUGAGCUGGACCGACAUCCCCAAGGCGUUCCUGAGCAUUUGGCGAAGAGCAUCACGUGGCAGACGCUGCAGGCCGUCAACUUUUGCCACAAGCACAACUGUAUCCACAGAGACGUGAAGCCCGAAAACAUUCUCAUCACCAAACAGCGCAUCAUCAAACUGUGCGACUUCGGCUUCGCCAGGAUUCUCACGGGGCCGUGCGACUCGUACACGGACUACGUGGCCACCCGCUGGUACCGUGCCCCCGAACUGCUGGUGGGGGACACGCAGUACGGCCCCCCCGUGGAUGUGUGGGCCGUCGGCUGCGUCUUCGCCGAGCUCCUCUCCGGCAUUCCGCUGUGGCCCGGCAAGUCCGACAUGGACCAGCUCUACCUGAUCCGCAAGACCCUCGGAGAUCUGAUCUGUCGCCAUCAGCAGGUUUUCAGCACCAAUCACUUCUUCCACGGCCUGUCCAUCCCGGAACCUCAACAAAUGGAACCUCUGGAGCUGAAAUAUCCAAACCUCUCCCACCAAACACUCAGUCUCAUGAAGGCUUGUCUUCGUAUGAACCCGAGCGAGCGUCUUGCUUGCGAGCAGCUGCUGCAGCAUCCUUACUUUGACAGCAUGAGACACAAAAGCCUCCCCAACGCUAAACAGGUCAACAUCAACGCGGGGCACGAUCGCCAUGGGAACAGGAGGACCCGCCUGCCGCGCAAACACCUGCCCGCCGGGUAUUUGCCUCAGCUGACGGGCAGCAGCAUCUUCCCUGCUCCGGACACCAAGAAGUACUUUCACAACCUCAACAAGUUCAACUACCACCUGCCCAACAUCUAGAAACACGUCAACUCGUGCCUUAAUAAGACUCAGGAAGUGAAACUGGAGCUAAGCAACUGACAUUUGUCGGUAUCUUUUCCUCUUAUUAUUUUCACGCGUUAGCUAGCUAGUUUACGGAGGACAAGGAUCAGCGCGUGACGUCACGCUCCGCUCGUCAACGACAUGGAAGAUUUUGCCAAAUCUUCUGCACUGCAAGUCAAGUAGGAUGCCAUUUUUUUUUUCUUGACUCUCUCAAUUUUAUUUAUUGAAAUCAGCACAACGAUUGUAAUAAAUAAGUCGAGACGAUCCCACAUUGGUGCUAAGGACGUCCGCAGCCGUCUUCGGUGUGGAAAUGCCAAAUUAAUUGUCCAAUUUUCAUGCCCCAAUUAAAGUUUCCUUCACGUUGCGUUAGCUACGGAUCUAAUGUUGCAGUACCACCAGGAACCUGUGGCGGAGGGCUGAAAUCGUCAACCUAAAUUAGUGCUGCCUUGAGAUACGAGUUCGAUGUGUUUCGCGACCACGCUCGGAACACAAAAGAUUAACAUUAACAACAACAUUAAUUUUCUUUAUAAACACUUGCGUUGACACAAUUAAAUAGAACCCAACCCAAAAGAAUGAAACCGUUUUUGUCACACUGCUUUCCUACCUGGGGGCAGUGUCAACAGUACAGCACUAAUACCUGUCAUUCUACGCAGGGGAUAAAGAAAGUAUGACUAAGUAUGUUAUAGGGCCUGUCUCUUGCUCUUUAGCCUUGGCAUUAAGCUAGCAGACAGAUAGGCUGACCUACAUGGUUGUUUAAAAACACAAGCUGUACUAUAUUUUUGUUUUGCAGAAAACCUCAACUGGGAAUGGCAACAAACGGCUAAGUCUCAUUUUUUUUCAAGAAUUGAGCCGCUUAUUGUGAAUUGAGUUGAGCCUCUAACAACGUACCAUGCUCGCUUCGCAAGUCAAAGCAAAAAAACAAAACAAUAAAACAUCGGCCCUCAUCUCCAAAAACGUUGAGAUACUCAUGUCUCAAGGCAGCAAAAUACUGUUGUUCUCAAACCUUAUGACUUUGUAAAUCUCUGUAUCGUUUUGCAGUUUGAACAUUAUAAUCAUCCCAAAUUAGAAAAGGUGUAUUUCAAUUAUUCAAUUCAAAUGUAUUGCGAAUACAAGGUGACUAAAAUGGUACUUAAAUUAAAGUUUAAAAAUCAAAGGUUUGAAGCGAACAGAAAAGUGCGGAUACUGUAAAUACAACUGAACUGAACUUGGGCAGCCAUUCUUUUGCCUACCACCAGAGGGAGCCCAUGUACCACACUUUGAGUCUCAAUGGCCCAAGAGCAUAAUUGCCAAAGGCAAUUUUAAAACUCCUGUCACAAUUCGGGCCCUACCGACAUGGAGCUUUUGACAUUUAUGCCGAUUCUGAUUUGUGGCAGAGUAAAAUUUCGAUAAUUGAAUAAUCAUCAGAUUAUGUAAAAAUACAAAUACUUUAUAAAAACUGUUUUUGGUCAAUGAAGAUAUUGAGUUUGAUAUAUUUUUUUUACUUUUAAAUAUUUUUUUGCCUUUUUUUGGGGGGGGGGUUUAAAUGUCAUUAUCUUUGUCUUAGUUGUUAUGUGUUAAGUUGUUAAAAACAAACAAACAUGCAUGGACUUGGAUUUUGAUUUAUUCAUCCUGAUAAACAGAAAUGCUAACUGGCUGAACACAUGUCAAGAAAAACCCGCUGGCCAAAAAAAACACACAAAAAAAAAAAAACAAGCUGCAGACCCAAAAUGACCACCUGGAAGCAAA